Molecule: messenger RNA, 1220 nt
Organism: Carassius auratus (goldfish)
Lineage: Eukaryota; Metazoa; Chordata; Actinopteri; Cypriniformes; Cyprinidae
Product: P2Y purinoceptor 14-like
Exons: 3
Coding region: 88-1041 (317 amino acids)
Biological process (GO): G protein-coupled receptor signaling pathway
Cellular component (GO): membrane
Molecular function (GO): G protein-coupled purinergic nucleotide receptor activity
Source: RefSeq, a predicted model, not a curated record
UGCACAUCUGUAGAGUCUCAAGUUAGCACGCUACGUAUAGGUACCAAUCUAACCCAUUUCUGGUUCACUGUCCAGCAAGAGACCAUCAUGGACCAGAACGUAACCAAUUCAACUGAAGAACCCUGUGGCUUGUCUGAAAUGCCAGCUCGUCCAUUCUUCAUAUGUUUAUACACACUGAUUUUUGUGGCAAGCCUGGUGCUCAACAGCAUUACAGUUUAUGUGUAUUUCUGCAAAGCUACAAAACAAUCCAGCAUCACAAUCUAUCUGAAGAAUCUGGCUAUAGCAGACUUGUUUGUGUGCCUGUGUUUGAUAUUACGCAUCGCUAAAUAUGCUAUAACUUCAGUGGAAAUUCAGCGUAUCUACUGUAACUUUGGCGCUCCUGCUUCCUACCUUAACAUGUACUCCAGUAUUCUCUUCAUGGGCUACAUCGCUGCAAACAGGUACAUGAAGAUUGUACGGCCACUGGAGAGUCACACGCUGCAAACAGUCCGUUCGACACGCUACAUCUGCAUCGUGACCUGGGCCGUCCUGCUGUUCUCAAAUUGUGUCUACACUGCUGUUUUUCUCAGCAUUGAUAAACAAACUUCUCCCCACAGUGGUUUCGACUGUGACAGCUUUCAUAACAGCUUACUCAGACAGAUCUAUUUGGCCUUGCAGAUCAUUAGCUUUUCAGUGUUUUUGUUUGUGCUGGUCUCCCUGAUUCUGUUCUACUGUUUGAAUGUACAGAGGCUUCGUCAAGCUCAGCACACAAUGCCAAAUCAGCCUGGUAACGCUAAGCUCAGGAAGUCAAAGCAUAACAUGCAAGUUCUGAUGGUGGUUUUCGGCGUGUGUUUUGUACCAUAUCAUCUGGUGAGACUGCCGUACGUGUUCAUUAAACCCCUGCUGCAAGACUGCAAAGCAGAACAGGUUUUCUACAUCUUGAAGGAGGUGACUGUCCUGCUCACAGUACUGAAUGCCUGCUUGGAUCCACUUAUUUACUUUGUCUUUUGCAAGACCUUCAGAGCACAGCUUAACCUUCAAAGAUUUUGCAAAUCCAAAUGAGAAAAAGAGCUCUAGUCAGUUGAAUUAAAAGGGAUAGUUUACCAAAAAUGAAACUUCUGUCAUUUAGUCACUCUCAUGAUGCUCCAAACCUGCAUGGGUUUCUUUCUUCAUCAAUACAGAAUUGAAGAUAUUUUGAAAAAUGUGUAUAACCAAACAGUUUGUCAUAGCCAUUGACUUCU